Salvelinus fontinalis (brook trout) is the source of this 6882-nucleotide messenger RNA. RefSeq names its product KIAA1549-like b. NCBI's taxonomy places the organism in Eukaryota, Metazoa, Chordata, Actinopteri, Salmoniformes, Salmonidae. The record is from RefSeq and is a predicted model, not a curated record.
UUCUGCGCUUCGUAGGUCCAGGAGAUGACCCGCGUUCCUGUCGGUUCUCGCAGAUGAUGGAACAGAGGCUGGAGAACGUGUUCUCUGAGGCCCAGGCCAAAGUGCUGGACGUCCACACCAGACUCUCUGUCCAGAUGCUGAGUGUGUCUCAGUCAGUGGGUUCUCCUGCUGUGUCUCUGGUCUACAUGGUGAGGAACGGGACUUCCCCUCUCAACGGCACCGCCGCCUCUAACCUCCUGGGUCAGCUGACCGCCGAGAUGGUCGGCUACUUCCUGUUCUACCCACCGCUGGUCAUUGCUGAACCGUUGGAAUACCACAACCUCAAUACCUCCAUCGCUACCAGAGACUUCUGGGUAAUCACAGUCAUCCUGGAUGUGGAUAACUCAUCUCUGGAGAGCCAGUACCAGAGCUUUGCCAGUCUCAUGGAGCAGCGCCUGGCUGAGCUGUUUGUGGUUGCUCGCCAGCAGGGCACUCGCUUCAGGAGAGCCACCACUGUGGACAGCUACACGGUCCAGAUGGUGAGUAUCCGUCGAGUGAUGGGUCAGAAGAACCCAGCAGAGAUGACCUACUACGUUCAGCUGAACGGUCGUCCGUUACCGGGCACGUCAGCCGCCAAGGUCCUGAACACGCUGGACUCUCAGACCAUGGCCCUCACACUGGGCUACUUCGUUCAUCUGCAGGCUGAACCCGUGGUGAAGAAUCCUCCAAACAAUCUGUGGAUCAUCGCAGCUGUGCUGGCCCCUAUCGCCGUGGUAACGCUCAUCAUCAUCAUCAUCACCGCCGUGCUCUGCCGGAAGAACAAGAGCGACUUUAAAGCCGACGCCAUGGGCAACCUCAACCCCCGUGUCAAGACGUCAUAUCGGAGGGAUGUUACAGGAUAUUACCACCAGCCUGUCCAGGGAUUUGACUAUGCCAAGCAGCACCUGGGCCGGGUGCAGGGUGGGGAGGGAGAGACCCUCCCCGUGACCCAGGACACCCUGGUGCUGCCCCUGCCCGUCCGGGAAGCCCACCUCUCCCUCUCCCUGGAGAAAGCCCUGCACCAGGAAGGCACCGCCAACAAGAAGACCCUCAACUCGGACAUACGCAAGAGCAGGUUGCCGAGCGAGGACGGUUCCGUCAUCAGCAACGAAUCAGAGAAGCUCAACUCUGGUCGGGGCUCGGCGGCUCAGAAAGUCACAGCACAGCAGAAAUUGACAAAGGAGGAGACACGCAAGAAGAACGAUCCCUACGACACCUCGUUUGGUUCCCUGCAGCUUAUUUCCAUAAAGCCCAUGACUGCUCCGCCCACCUAUUCACGCCCCGCCUCCUCUGACCGCAGCCAAGACUCAGCCAUCCUCAAUGGAAAUGGAGAGGUGAACCUAGCUCUGAAGCAGAAGUCCGACAUAGAGCACUACAGGAACAAGCUGAGGCUGAAGGCUAAGAGGAAAGGCUACUAUGACUUCCCCUCAGCGGACGGCAGCGGGUGUGGUAGCAGGGCGCUGGCACAGAGGCAGAGACACGGACAUGAGAGGGCACCUGGGGAGCAUGGCCCACCACUGGAGCCUGAUGAAGACCAGGCAUCCACCUACGUCAAGUCCAGCAGGAGACACUCUCAGGUGAGGCAGCGGACCUAUCGGAGCAGGCAGAGCCUGAACAGCCCGAGUACCGGAGGAACAGAGAUGGACCUGCUGGUUAUGAGGGAGAGACCCAGGAGAGGCAUCAGGAACAGCGGCUACGACACUGAACCGGAGCUGAUUGAGGAGACCAACGUGGAUCGUCUGAUUGGCCCGCGGGGAGGUUAUGUCUGCCCCAGAGGGGUCAAAGGUCACUCAGAGACCUCCACGUUGAGCUCCCAGCCGUCCAUCGACGAGGUACGCCAGCAGAUGCACCUGCUCUUAGAGGAGGCCUUCAGCCUGGCCUCAGGGGGACACUCCUCCACAGCCGGACGCCACCACCACUCCCAUCAUCCCCACCCCCACCACGGUUACCACCACGGCCACUACAGCCCCGGACCUCCACCUCUGCCCUACUCUGACGUGGUGACCAGUGCCCCGGGAACCAUGAGCCGUGGCCGGGGAGGAGGGCUGCAGUGGGUGCCGGCGUACGGAGCAGAGAUGUAUCAGUGCAGCCUCCCCAGACCGGCCUUUAGGUUCACCCAGCUUCCUGACAUGGUUAUGACCUCUCCUCCACCCCCUAUUCCCCCUCGCACCGGCCCCCCUCCUGGGACCUCUCUAAGACGCUCAUCGCCUGACCUGGGGUCCAAGGCCAGGAUCUCAGAGUCUGGGACCAACAUGACGGACAUGCAGACCCAGCAUAAUGACAGCAGCGCCCCCUAUGUCUCUCUCUCCAGAGCAGCACUCCCCUCAGUCCCCCUCUCCAGAGCAGCACUCCCUUCAGUCCCCCUCUCCAGAGCAGCACUCCCCUCAGUCCCCCUCUCCAGAGCAGCACUCCCUUCAGUCCCCCUCUCCAGAGCAGCACUCCCCUCAGUCCCCCUCUCCAGAGCAGCACUCCCUUCAGUCCCCCUCUCCAGAGCAGCACUCCCCUCAGUCCCCCUCUCCAGAGCAGCACUCCCCUCAGUCCCCCUCUCCAGAGCAGCACUCCCCUCAGUCCCCCUCUCCAGAGCAGCACUCCCCUCAGUCCCCCUCUCCAGAGCAGCACUCCCCUCAGUCCCCCUCUCCAGAGCAGCACUCCCCUCAGUCCCCCUCUCCAGAGCAGCACUCCCCUCAGUCACAGCAGAACAGCCGGUGUCCACCUACUCAGGAAACCCCAUCACAGCGGUGUACGCCAUCCCAGCCUCGCGGUCGGGUUACUCUGAGUACUUUGCCUCCACGCCCCCGUCCUCCUACCACAGCCCAUCCUGGAUGUCCUACCCCCCCGAGCCUGAGGACGUGCCCCCCCAGUGGGCUGACUCUGUGGCUCUCCCAGGGUACGUGGAGGCCUUCCCUCAUCCCCGCUACCCUCAAGGCAGCUCCCCCAGACUCCCCCUACACUACGGCCAGGCCAUGGAGCCACCCCCAACCCCGACCACCGCCGCGUCCCAGCAGAGCCUGCCCGAUGCGGGGGAGCCCAGAGACAGAGUCACACUCAGCAGUCUCUCCACAUCCGCCCUGGUCCAGGCCAUCCGCCAGGAGGUGGCAAAGCUGGCCAAGAAGCAGACAGACAUGUUUGAGUUCCAGGUAUAAUCCCUCCCUCUAGUGGCCGGGAGGUGCAAUUGCAGCACUCUCUUUUCUGAACAUGCUGUAAUACUAGAGACUAAACAAACUCUCAAACUCAACUUUUUUGACAUUUGUAUAUUAAGACUGAUAAAAGCCUCUUUCUUUCUAUUUCUCUCUCUCUCCCCCACCUCUCUCAUUGUGGGAAAAUCCCACGUUGCUCUGAUGUGUUUCAUCACCAUGCUGUUAUUUUGGAGUUACUGAAGAGUGAAAGUGUUCUAUCUCAAACUGUCAGACAUCUCUUCUUAACGAUGUCUCUAUAGUUACAUUACAUCACCUGUUCCUUUACAUUGUACAUAUGUCAUCCCCACAUCUAAAGAUCUGUAAUAAUGAAGGAUGAGUGUUUCUCAAGCCAGGACAGUGACCUUAGCAACCCACAGAGGAGUAUGUCACGACAUCAAUAGAACAAUUGAUGAGGCAGAGAGAGUCGUCACAUGUUCACGCACAAAGGUCCAACCACUUCAGAAGAUCAGAAUGAAGUGAUAACGAGCCAAGGGUUUUUGGAGGAUAUAUUGGCACGGUUGUUGUUAGGCCUGAGACGAAGUCGAGGGCAGGCAGACCGUGGCACUAUAUCCUCCAAACACCGGCUUCCAGGGCAUCACUUUUAUACAAUGUGUUACCAACAUAUUCAAAUAAUGAUUGACAUAUUUUCAUUAAAAAAAUGUAUUUUGAUUAAUUUAUUCAUACUAUUACAUCCUUCCACAAGAUAUAGUCCGACACAAAUCUAGCCGGCUUGUCGUUCGUUCUAUCGGUUCGGUUGCUACAGUAGAGACGCGACACACAGUCGUUCAGUCUUUUUGUUCUGUAUUUAUGGAUGCGACCCAGUCAUUUGUUCUAAAUGUUCCGUUUCCAUACUGGCUGGCAACGUUCUUCUCCCUUUCUUUGUAGUUAGCCAACUAAGGCUAACGUACAGCUAGAAUAACAACAAUUUAGUUGCAUUUGCAUUUGUUUUAGCUGUUUUCUAGAGAUAUUUAUUUGGAUAAAUUAAAUCCAUAACAAUGAGCUAAUGAGGCUCGAUUUUUCCUGGCAGACAAAAUGUGCUCACUUGUCAGGACAGUGUUGUUCAGAGAGGCUAACCAACAACACAGCUAACAACACAAUCACUUCAAACUGAAGCUGGAAAGACUGCAAACUAGCUGCACUUCCUUUCAUUUGACCUUUUUUCAAUUUCUUUGUAUAUAUCCAUAAAAAUAAUACCAGAUGAUUCAUCAUUUUGACUUGUUGAGAAACGCUGCCUGUCUGUCUUGUCCCGACUCCCGACAUGUUCAUUACUAUGGGACAGCUGGAGAUUGAAUUUGAAUAUUGAAACAAUGUUGCAAAUGUCGGAGAGUUAGACAACAAGUUUAUACAAAUCUCAGCUGUGAAAACUAAAUGUUAGUCUAAAAGAAAUGUGAGAUAAUGUCUAGAUGCUUUUUAUAGUGGAGAUUGAGUUUAUAAAUUGCUUGGCUGGGAUGAUGAGACAGUGGAUUGCGCAGUCAUAUGGAACAGAGUAAAUAGGCAUUUUAACAUCAUAGAUUUAGCCGGUGGUAACUUGUGGAAUAGACACCGGCUGGAAUGCGGUUUUAACCAAUCAGCAUUCAGGAUUAGACCCACCCGUUGUAUAAUGUGUAUAUAUAAGCAUGUAGAAGGAUGCCAUGUAUCUUAGCUCUUUUUAUAGAACAAGUCCAUUUCAACUAAAAGACAGACUUAUGUUUUGUUGUUGUCUCCAAUGGCCCUGAGUUCCAUCCAUUUACCUUGUUAUGUUCUUCAAUGAUAAUUGAGAACUGAGUCAGAUUCCCCUUUCCUGUGCUCAGCCAUGUCUUCUAAGUAUCAUUUCAAGCAGUUUGAAAACAACAUGAGUGGUCUGUUUUGUAACAGCGGACCACACAUAAGGUACAAUUGAAGUCAGUAGAUUUAAUGAAGGGUGUUGUUUUUCUCCAAAGAAAAGGAGGUACUGGUGUUGUAUAUGAAUAGUGAGUUUAGAUCUGACACCAUGUUUGGAAGAAACACACUUUUCAGAACAUAUGUGCCUCAUAAACUGUGAUUAUUGUGUCGACAAACACUUGAAUCGUAAGGAUGCCAACAACAAUUUCACUUGUUUCUUGACGAUGCCUCCAAACUGCCUUUCACAACGUGAACAUGAUCAUAAAUCCAGUACUGUAGCCCUUUUCUUGGACACGGUAAAGUUGGACUGGGUUUAACACAACUGUAAAUGUAAAGUGUUUCUUAACAGAAAGGAGAGAGGACACUUUAAACGCUGACACAGUGUUCAGUUACAUUUCUCUUUUCUUUAGAAAUCAUAAAGAAAUCAUAAAGAAAUCAUAAAUUGGCCACAGAAUCCACUCAGCAAAUGUUACAGAAAGUAUGUAUUGCACUGUAAUGAUUCUACAUAACAGAGUGUCAUAUCUGUGUUCUACACAAUACAUUUCUACAUUCUGUAAGGUUUUGUAUUCUAGUAAUGAUCAGAUGAGAUAAAAACCAGACUGACUCUGACAUUUUAGGACUGUAGAUGUGCAUCUCUGGUUUAAUGCACAAAAUCCCCAGGAGUGAUUGGCACAAGGUCCUCUAGUAGGUAUAAUGAUACGAUACUGUUACAUAUGGACAGUGGGGGACUGGUACACUGUUAACUACAUAUAUAUAUAUAUUGGUUUGACCUUUGAAGACCAAGGUCCUCUGUCAGUAGUACAUUCUUUGCAUAAUAUUGUGAAUGUUUAUCCCAAUGAGUUUGAUCUCCUCCUUGAUGAUUGUACUGUAAAUGUUUAUUUUUAACGAGAACCAGCUCAAAUACACUUUAUCCUAUAGGUAUAUGUCUGUUCUGUUAACUGUUGCUGGACAGGAAGGUGAGAAGGUUAGGGCAGCUCCCAGUCCUGGAGUUUGUUCCUCUACAUGGAGUCUGGCUUUCAUUCUCUCAUUCCCAGUGAGUGAACACACCUUGUCUGAAGGUUGGUCCUAUUCUGUAUAGUAUUCAUACAGUGUCUCUUGGUAUUCUAAUGGGUGGACAUGGCAUGCAUGAGUCUACACAUGGAACCCAAGACUGAGAUGAGCCUGGUUUGAGUAUCUUUGAUAAGAGGAACAAGUGACAGGGGGAAGAGUGUAAUUGUGUUGGUCACAGUAUACCAAAGGAUGGGUGGAAGAGCAUAUCACCUCACACAUCAUAGGUGGUAUUGCAACACAACAAUAAACUGUUGAAAUGAAGAGCUGUCCCAAAAAUGUAACAUAUUUUCUCCUGUUUAUCAUGACGACACAUUAUUGCAUUAUUUCAGAUGCAGGUUAUAGUUUUUCACCCUGAUUUCCUUUUUUUACUGACCCCCUGUACAGUAGACUAUCUGUUUUCAGAUGCACCCUGGGAGAUUAGGUUUUCCAUCCUGUCCAGUGUUUCUGAGUGUAAAUAGGAGAGGAACAUUCUCUCUUGCUGUAACUCCUAACCAGAACUGUUGCUUUUCUGUUUCCAGCAUCUCUUUUGCUGAUGGACUGACAACACUCAUGGUUGUGAAUGGAUGGUUAUGUUACCAUGUAGCUACUGUAUUGUACAAUGAAAUCCUUUCUGUCUGUUCUGUAGAUGCUGACCAGUUUUGUGUUGAAAUGAACACUUUUCACAUUUGAAUGCUGAUACAUCAGUCUGAAGAGAGAAACAGGAUGCCAGAUUAUGCGAUAUGAAUCUUUGCAGAUUAACUCAAUAAAAGGGAUGACAGAUUGGCUGUUUGAUGGGGAA